Molecule: messenger RNA, 623 nt
Organism: Didymodactylos carnosus
Lineage: Eukaryota; Metazoa; Rotifera; Eurotatoria; Philodinida; Philodinidae
Source: the annotation of a GenBank genome assembly
GUUCAGAAAAUGUAAAUAAAAAAGCUUUAUCUCAGCGUUUUAUCUUGUCCCCCUUUGUAGAAGAAAAAGUCCCUCUUAUGUCCCUCUUUUUCCUAGAUUUGUCCCCCUUUAUUUCUUUUUUAGUUGGCAUCCCUGAUCAGAAAGCUUUAGCCUUUGUCCAAUGGAAUAGCCAUCGAGACGCUCUCUCAUUAGACAUUAGACGUGGUGGUAGUGAACGAAUAGAAAAUAUGCCAAUCAAAGAUCGAAAUGGCAGUUUAUUUUUGAAUUCAUCGGAUCGACCUGAAAGAUGGCGAGAAUAUUUCAGUGAAUUACUCUAUGUACCAUCAACAGCUGAUCAACAUUUGAUUGAUGAAAUUCAAGUAAAGACAUUGACUAAGGAAGACGUAGAGAGACAAAAUGCCAAUCCAACUGUAGAAGUUAGAAGAGCAGUAAAACAAAUCAAAUCAAGGAAAGCAUCUGGCAGUGAUGAAGUUACAGCAGACAUUCUCAAAGCUGGCGGUGAGCCAGUUAUUCUCUGGUUGUUUGAGAUUUUCACUGAUGUGUGGAAGAAUGAGGAGAUGGUGGAAGACUGGAGCUUGGCCCUUCUUAUUCGACUGUAUAAGAAAGGUAAAAAACAACUGUGA